Messenger RNA from Hydractinia symbiolongicarpus, 2062 nucleotides. Its product is annotated as solute carrier family 35 member G1-like. The coding region runs from base 161 to 1417 and encodes 418 amino acids. The transcript has a single exon. The record is from RefSeq and is a predicted model, not a curated record. Gene Ontology annotation, cellular component: membrane. Lineage: Eukaryota; Metazoa; Cnidaria; Hydrozoa; Anthoathecata; Hydractiniidae.
GUAUUCAAAGGUUCAGACUAACCUCAACAACCUCAGCGAGACAAAGAAGCAGCUGGCAGUAUAAUGCGGAAGAAGUGAUUUAUUAAAAAGUCAAAGCACAAUAUGUUUUUGAACAUUUCAGCUUAGAUUCGCGAGGCAUCGAAGAUGUCCCCCCUCAGUUAUGAACGAAGAGUACUCAUUAGAAAGUAAUACCAAGAAAGAUGAUUUAGACUUAGAUUCACUUCCAUCUAUUACAUUUGAAGACAAGAUGGUAAGUUUUUUGUCCAACAUUGUUGUUGGAAACAGUGCUAAAAACCAACGAACACUAGGUUUAAUGUUGAUGGCUGCUGCUGGUGUGUUCUUAACACUUGGAAACAGUUUAGUUCAAUAUGUUUAUCAAAAAUCUCAUGUGCAUUUGUCAUCAUUUCAAGUCCUGUUUGUUCGAAGUGUUAUACAGGCUAUUUUUACACUAGCCUUUAUGACAUAUGGAAAGGUGCACCCCUAUGGUGAACGAAAAAAGAAUGUGAUAGCGCUGGUUGCUAUGGGCAUUGCUGAAGUUAUAGCUAUCGUAUUUGUAUACCUUGCGUUAGAAAAAAUGCCUGUUGGUGAUGCGACAGUGAUACAAUUUACGGCACCUGUGUUUACUGUCUUGUUCAGUUUCAUAUUUUUACGGAAAGGAUGUGGAUGCUUUGAUGCAGUGUGUGGUUUGUUUAGUUUUGUUGGAGUUAUAUUCAUUGCAAAACCAGAUUUAAUCGUUGAUACAUAUCACCAUGUUAUCCAUGUACAUCAGCAUAAUGUCAUGCAAAAACAUGGAAAUACUACCUUGUCCAAAGAAGAGAUAAAGCAGAACCAUGACUAUCUAAUUGGAGGAAUAUAUGCGCUCCUUGCUGCAAUGUGUUUAAGUUUGUUUUUCAUCCUAAACAAACUUAAUGGCAUGAAGUUAGAUGUCACCUUAACAAUUAUGUAUCCAAGUGUUUUUGGAAUAAUUGUAGCACCCAUUGCAAUGCUCAUCAACAAAGAAAAAUUUAUCAUAACACAGAUGGAGGGAGAAUAUUGGGGACUCCUUAUUGUUGUUGGAUUUGUUUCUUUUAUUGGAUUGAUGUUUAUGGCAGAAGCGCUUCAGCUGGAAGAUGCUGGUCCAGCAGUGUUGAUUCGUAACUGUGAUGUUAUUUAUGCUUAUUUGUUGCAAUAUCUGUUGAUGCACCAUCCGCCAACUAUACCCGCUCUUAUUGGUACUGUUAUCGUGUUAGGUUUCUCAAGUUUAAUGGCUUUAAAUCGUGUGUUUAAUUUGCAACGAAAGUGUUGCGGAGACCGAUUUAGGUGUUGCGAGUCGGCAGAAAAUGCUGAUGAAGAUGGUGAUGAAGAAGAAACACAUUUUAUGUUGCAAAAAGGUUACAAAGAUGACAAUGAUGAUGAGGAUGAAGAAUUUAAUACAUGAGAAACGUGUGUACUUUUACACAACAAUAGAAUAAAAGUAAUUUUCCUGUUUCGUUAUUCAGAUAAUUUUUUUGGGGAAAAAUAUACAAAUUUAUAUAUAUACAAUGCACCAAAUUGCAGAUUCAUCUCUUAAAGAUUGUGGCAUUAUACAUUAAAUUUAUUUGAAAACCGCAGACACAUGAAAAUAAAACAAUUAAAUGUAAUUGGUGCAUGUGCUUCCUAACCACUAAAAUUUGUUUUGUAUUGUAUUUUUCAGUUAAUUUUUAUAUCCAUUUUUUUAUUUAUUUUUUUAUCAGUUAACAACAGCAAAAAUAGUUUAAUUGAGAAUUAUAUCAAAAACAGUAAAAAGCUUUUAUCUAUAAUCUAAAAUAUACAAACACGAAAAAAGUCUCAUACAAGGAUGGCACAAUUCUUCUAAUCAAUCAAUAUAUCUUAUUUUGGGAUUUUUUGAUGUUGAAACAAUAAGAUAUAUAGCUGCUUUAUACUUAUUUAUUUUUAAAACCUUUAGAAUUAAAUUUUGAAGGUAUAAAAUUUAGUACCUGCAAAAUAUAAUGGCUUGUUUUAUAUCUAUAGUAAAUAUGUAAAUGUUAUCUAUUUUUUAUUUUUAUAAAUUUGUUUCGUUCUUAUUUAAAUGUUUUAAUCGGAU